GAAGACUUUCUUCUGUACUGCUAGCAGGGAUACAUGGCUUCUCAGGCUAAGCGGCGAGCCCUGGAACCAAGAAAAGUUCCUGAAGAUGAUGAUGAUAGUGGAGAAGAGGAUAUGGGAUCAGAGGAAAAUUCUGAAGAAGACAGUGAAGAUGAUGAGGAAGAUAUCAACGAGGAAGUGAAUGUGGAAUUUGAAGCACAUAGCAUCUCGGACAUGCAUCAUGAUGGGAUAAAGAAAUUACUGCAGCAGUUAUUCUUGAAGGCAAAGGUAGACACAGGAGAGUUAACCGAUAUCAUUAUACAGCAGAAUCAUAUUGGGAGUGUUAUCAUGCAAGCUUUAGUUCCUGAAGACAGUGAUGAUGAAGAUGAUGAUGAAGUGUUUGGUUUCAUUAGCCUUUUUAAUUUGACUGAAAGACAGGACACUGAAAUUGCUGAACAAAUAAAGGAGCUGAUUCUAAAUCGAUGUCAGCAGAGCAGUCCACAGUUAGCCAAACCAUUGGAAAUGAUGUUAAAUGACAGCAGCAAACCUGUAGGACUCCUCCUCAGUGAACGAUUUAUUAAUGUGCCGCCUCAGAUUGCCCUUCCAAUGCACAAACAGCUUCAGAAAGAAUUAGCUGAUGCCCAGAAGACAAAUAAGCCAUGUGGGAAAUGCCACUAUUAUCUUUUAAUCAGCAAGACAUUAGUAGAGGCAUCAAAGAGCAUUUUGCAUGACAGCCAACAGCAGAAAGAAUUAAUGUUUGUUAAUGCUGAAGAGGAGUUUUUCUAUGAGCAUGCUGCUCUGAAGUUUAAUUACUCUGUGCAAGAUGAGUGUGACACUGGCUUAGGUGGACGUUGGACAUUUCAAGAUGCGCCUAUGAAGCCUUUUCGUACUGUUAUGAUAGUUCCAGUUGAUAAACUUGGUGAAAUUAUGGAAAAGCUAACUCAGUAUCUUUCUCUGUAAGCAUUAUUUAAAUGCUGUUUUCUAUUUACAACAGAUGGGAUUCAUGGAAACAAUUCCUGCAACAUGUUUAUAUUUUAGGUACAUGUAUAAAUGCUCAAAAUGCCCUUCAUAAUGUGUUAACAAUAAAAUGCAUUAACUAUUUUUCCAAACUUUAUAAAAUUGUAUCCAGUGUGUUUACUGUGUAUAAAUGCUCAAAAUGCCCUUCAAAAAGUGCUAAGAAUAAAGAAAUGCUUGCUUUAA
This is a messenger RNA of Protopterus annectens (West African lungfish), 1176 nucleotides long. RefSeq names its product BRCA2 and CDKN1A interacting protein (gene BCCIP). The coding region runs from base 34 to 936 and encodes 300 amino acids. NCBI's taxonomy places the organism in Eukaryota, Metazoa, Chordata, Ceratodontiformes, Protopteridae. Gene Ontology annotation, cellular component: nucleus. The record is from RefSeq and is a predicted model, not a curated record. The transcript has 7 exons.